Aspergillus saccharolyticus JOP 1030-1 is the source of this 3912-nucleotide messenger RNA. Its product is annotated as putative C6 transcription factor. NCBI's taxonomy places the organism in Eukaryota, Fungi, Ascomycota, Eurotiomycetes, Eurotiales, Aspergillaceae. Gene Ontology annotation, molecular function: DNA binding; zinc ion binding; DNA-binding transcription factor activity, RNA polymerase II-specific. The transcript has 9 exons. The record is from RefSeq and is a predicted model, not a curated record. Gene Ontology annotation, biological process: DNA-templated transcription; regulation of DNA-templated transcription. Bases 492 to 3626 code for a protein of 1044 amino acids.
AGAAAAGCAAAAGACCAGGUGCGAAAACCACUAGUCCAGCUUGGAGCGACUAAGCUGGGCCUUCUCAACCUAACAACAACUCAAAACAGUCACUGCCCGUGGGGGUUCCAGGGAGGGCAUGACCAGGGAGGUUCCUCGUACUGACCACUAGAUUUCCAACGCUAGUCCCCCCUCCCAAGAGCAGUUCAUAUUUGUAUCGGUCAAAGUGUGCUCGUCCCUGCCUCCGCCCGUUAGCCACUGGCGCUCUGUCGCCUGUGACCCCUUCAAUAAACUCACGCCAGUCAUACUCGAAAUAGCGCUCGUCCAUGGAUGUCCUCUUUCGUCGAGUGCUUUCGCCCAGAGAACUCCUUCGUCCUUCGUCGCAAUCUCUAUACACCCAGUCUGCGAUCCCCCUGCGCCUCAUUCGCAGGUACGAUCGAUCGCCAUAGAGGUCCCACACUCGAUCAUCAGGUGCCCAAUGUGUCGUGACCCCGGAUGACCACUUGCUCGCAAUGAGCCAUAUUUCUGCACAAAAGAACGGUGGCAAUAACGUUCCCCCUCCACGACAAAUACGCUUCGUCUCGACAGACGGCCAACCUCAGACAAAGCGGCGGCGAAUCAACGCAGCGUGCUUGACAUGUCGCAAGCGCAAGAUACGGUGUUCGGGGGAACAACCAGUAUGCAAAACCUGUUCAGACUACAAUCAUGUAUGCCAAGGGUAUAGCGAGCCAGCAACACAUGCCCGAUCACAGUCUGAUUCGGGUACCCGAACUGCGACAAUCGCAUCUUUAUCUAAUUCUAACGACUUCACUACGCCCGUUGCUUUGAAAGUGGAACUUCGGUCCCCGGAACCCCCACGUCGAGUCACAGUGUCUUCUGUUGAACGCAAUAACAAGCCUCUGACAGAACCUGAAAUGGUGGAUACGAGAGACGCUUCAUCCGCCAGGGACGUGUCUUCCCGGAACACGAAAGAGUCCGAACAACAGACGCCAGCAGAAAGUCCGGAGAGCAAUCGUACCUCUUUAAGUUCUAGCGCCCGCACCCAUGUUCCUUAUUUUAGGUAUUUUGGACCAACCGCUAUAGUUCCGGGCUUCAAGCAGAUGGUCGUUCAGAUUCGAGGUUCCCGCAAGAGCAAUCCAUCAUUGUCAUCAGAGUCAUUAUCACCAUUACGUAGUCCCAAGCUUCCAAAUCCCGCCAUCAACACCGUAGGCACUUUGCCUGAUACUCGCGAUAGCCGUGACUACAAUACUAUUCUGUUCUAUGAUCGCGAUGACACUCUUCCUGUCAGCAACCUCGUGGUGCACCUUUGUGACCUGUUUUUCGUGCAUUUAGGGUGCAGCUUUCCCUUCCUGCAACAAGACAGGUUUCUGAGAGAUUUGAAAGACAAGAAGGUCGACACAAUGCUGGUCGAUGCUAUCUGUGCAUUGUCAGCUCGCUUUUCUCCCCACCCGCUCUUGAGUCCACCCCAGGCUCCCUCAAUAGACGGAUCAGAACCAGAAAUGGAUUUGAAAAAGUCCAACCGCGGUCAGCCAUUCGCUCAUAGGGCGAUGAGUGCUCUAGUCGAUUCCCUUUCAUGUCCCACCAUUUCUGUGGUACAAGCAUGCCUCUUACUGGCAUACGAGGAAUUUGGGUCGAAUCAUGAUAGUGGUCUCUGGAUGUACUUGGGCAUCUCAAUAAGGAUGGCGCAAGAUCUUGGGAUGCAGAAAGUUCGAGGCCUGGAAUACAACUAUGGUCAGAGUGGGGUGACCCCCAGCGCCGUGCUUACUGGGCAAGCUGGCAAAUUGAGAGAUGAUCAGUACGACGAACCUCCACUUUCGCCAACCCUAAGGGGUCAGUCGCGCGAAACAGAGGCUCGACGUGCUUCAGAACGUGCCAGAGUGGAUUCUUUUUGGAGUAUUUUCUUUCUAGACCGAGUGAUUUCAUCCGGUACAGGAAGACCUGUUACCUUACGCGAUGAAGAUAUCGAGCUCUGCUUUCCUCUUCAAUCGGAAUCUAGGCUGCCGAACGGGUGGCCCGCGCCGUUCCCUCCACUUAUUCGCAUCAUUCACCUGUACGGCAGAGUGACAGAUCUCAUCAAUGGGAUUCAGGAUGCCAACCAUGUAACCUCGGAAACAUUGAAGAUACUUGCUGGUAUGGAAAGCGAUUUGACAGGAAUAUAUCAACGUUUGUCUCCUCGCCUCCACUUCAACGCCGCAAACUUUCAAGCAUAUGUCAAGGCGAAAGAAGGAACCAAUUUCAUUCUAUUACAUUUUUGGUUUCAUACUCUGAUAGUUCUGCUGCAUCAGCCUACGCUUCUCCAUUCGUUUGGGGGAACCAUCCAGCAUCUGUACCCAAACAGCCGGGAGUUGUCGAUGUCCUCAGCCAAAACCAUCGCUGAUAUUCUGUCAUUCUCCGAACUUGUUGACGGAAAGAGUUUUAUCGGCAAUCCUUUCACAAGUCAACCGAUGUACAUCGCUGCAUGUGCUUUUCUGAUGGAAAGUGCUUAUUACUCCUCGCCAUCAUCGAGGUCUGGUUCGCCUCCUAUCCAACCCUUACUGAAUAAUCAGUCUAGCGGGUUUGUGAUGCCCAGCAUGGACCCAACUAGCGGAUCUGAAAGGAGACCCACCGCUAAACACAUUCUUCUCGCGUCUGCUGCAAAGGAGAAUUACCAGAGAUGCUACAAAGCAUUGAAAGCGCUUGAGGCAUAUUGGGAAGGCACGAGAUAUAUUCUAACGGUCUUAGACCAGAAAGCUAAAGGAAUCGUGGAUCCGCUCUUAUAUACCACGGAGGAGAUGGAAAGUACUGCAGAGCUAUCUUCUGUCCAGCCACUCGCCACACCACAGUGGCGACGAACGCAGUCUUCCAUUGAUGCGGUGGAUGCUGGCCCAUCGACCUCGGGUGCAGAUGCACCAGCAGAUGGGAGGCGGUCGCCAAGAAUAGAUCCGAGUCAAGCCAUUGGAUGGGCUCUCACUGGUGCGACGAACUCCUCGCAGCCGAACAUAAGCCUUCUAUAUCAGAUGCCUGCACAAACAGAGUCUAUCCCGGAGAGACCAACACAUCCAUCUAAAUUUAGCCAUAGUUACCCUCACAUACCUGUUCAAACGAGUGGUAGUGGGAUCUCGAGCUCAUACUCACAGGCCAUAGAGCCAUCUCGGAGCACAGAGCCUACUCCAGGGCCAAAAUUGGCCCCUGCAUCCGCACAAUACUCACCGCCGAGAUCGUCUGCUCGGGUUACCACUUCCGAUGCCAACCUACUGCUCGGGUUGAAUACAUCUUUUCCUGGUUCCACCUCCCGCCUGCCUAAUUCUCGCUCAACCUUCAGUCACCAAAUGCCUUCCUCUCCAUGCGGACUUGAGGGCCACGCACAAACUUAUCAUUACAACAUGCCUGCUACUGUGAACGACUCUAAUACAGGAAGCGGGCAUUUGAUAGCACAAACCACUGGUUUGCAUCCUGAUGCUGGGUCUCAUACUGGGAACGUAUUCAUUGAGAGCCAGGAAGUUGACAUGACAAUGCUUCAACAACAUGAAUCACUUCCUUUUGCAUUCGGCGGUGAGAUAAUUCCAUGGCUGGAAUAUCUUCCACAGGACGUCCUCAACUACUUUGGUGAUAAUCAAAACUACUCCGGUAUGCUGAGUCCAGAUGAUGAGCCCCCUCGACCACAUUAAGCUCGUUUCUCCACUAUGCGUUCCCUUCAAUGUUCAUGCACCGUUGCAUAUAUUCUCGCUGUGUAUGACCUAGAUAAGCUAGCCCGGUGACAACUUUAAUACUGCCCGGACUCACUGUAUAUUGAGCAUCAAAGCACUGUCAUACACCUUGCCUGCAUCUAUGCAAGCCAAUAAACAUCAGGGAAACUUAUCUUGGCGGUAUAUGUAGCAUAGGGUCAAUAGAAAUCUUGAUCAAGGCUCGAAAUCUUGAGUCCUUUAUGUCUGCUUCUCAUAAUAUUGUUCCGGA